This is a messenger RNA of Branchiostoma floridae (Florida lancelet), 2673 nucleotides long. Its product is annotated as epidermal growth factor receptor-like. Gene Ontology annotation, cellular component: cell wall; plasma membrane. Bases 175 to 2673 code for a protein of 832 amino acids. The transcript is spliced from 17 exons. The record is from RefSeq and is a predicted model, not a curated record. Lineage: Eukaryota; Metazoa; Chordata; Leptocardii; Amphioxiformes; Branchiostomatidae.
UGCUGCCAGAAACUGCCAAGUAAGGACAUGACACCACAUCCUUAGCUCAAGCAAAAGUAUGCCAGUGCAGUGUACGAGUGAGCUUGCAUUGCGCCAUAUGUCCUGUGUUGGGAACAGGGCUUAAAGUAUUAUCUGAGAAGUUUUGAGUAAUCUUGGAGUACAGGUGGUUCAGAAAUGGGGUCAAGUUUUUGGAUGGUGUUUGCAGGACUGUGUGUGCUGCACAUGUUUACAGAAGGCACUGAAAAAGUUUGCCUUGGGACAGAUAAGCAGUUGACAUCAAUAGGAGACCCCAACCAUCAUUACAACUUGCUGAAGAACCUGUAUACCAACUGUACCUAUGUGGACGGGAACCUAGAGCUGGUGGCGAUCGAGGGAACAGGCAGAGACCUCAGCUUUGUCAAGGAUAUCAGGGAAGUUACCGGAUAUGUCCUCAUAGCGUUGUCGGACAUCAGCUACAUUCCUCUCAAAAACCUGCGAAUCAUUCGCGGUAAGAACUUGUACCACGGCAGUGCUCUGUCGGUAAAGUUCAACUACAACAAGAACAUUCCGACACUGGGUCUCCGAGAACUACGCUUCAACUCGCUGACAGAAAUCUUGAAAGGAAACGUCACAUUCUUCAACAACCCACAACUCUGCUACGAGAACACCAUUGACUGGAAGGGGGACAUCCUCGCCAAUGGGUACUAUGUCAUAUCCGACACCAAGGAUAAAGCAAGAAUAUGUGAACCCUGUCCUGCCAGCUGUAAUGGUAACUGUUGGGGAAGCAGAGAAGAAGACUGCCAGAGCUUUACCAGAAGGCGCGGCCUGGGCCCAGGUUACUGCAGUGAACAGUGUGACUACAGGUGUAAAGGUCCGAACCCACAGGACUGCUGCCACAAGCAGUGUGCUGUGGGCUGUAUUGGCCCUCUGGCUACAGACUGUCUGGCCUGUCUCCAUUACAACAACUCCGGCAAGUGUGAGGAGCACUGCCCCCCUCCCUUUUUUUACGACACCGACCUGUUCCAGACAGUCACCAACCCUGAUGCCAAAUACACCUACGGGUCUCUGUGUGUGGACGAGUGUCCAUCUCACUUACUUCAGGAAGAGGAAAACUGUGUGAAGACCUGUCGAAAAGGGAACACUGACAACGGACAGCGAGUUUGUGAGAAAUGUGUUGGGGCCUGUCCCAAGAAAUGCACAGGAUUCCAAAAGUACCAGUUUGCAGGAUACAUGACGAUAAACGAGGCAAUCCUGAGAAACUUCACCAACUGUACCAUCAUAGAGGGGAGCCUGGUUAUCACAAAGCAGGCAUUUGAGGGGGACCUCUGGGCAGGCUUUGGUCCCAUGUCACCGUCGGAGCUGAGUGUGUUCAGCACAGUGGAGGAAAUAACAGGCUACCUGCAGAUAGAAGGACAACACGAAGACUUCACGGACCUCUCCAUGUUCCGCAACCUGAAGAUUAUACAGGGCAGGGAGCUCUACAAUCAAUACUCAUUAGUCAUCUACCAAACGUCGCUGGAAAGCCUUGGCCUGACAUCUCUGCAGCAAGUGAACAAUGGGAAGGUCAACAUCCAAAAGAACAGGGACUUGUGCUACAACGUGGAGGAUGUCGUCUGGAACCGCAUUCUGAAAAACCCUGCAGAACAGGAGAGGCAGAUUAACAGGAACAAAAAGAAAACCAAGUGUGUUGUUGAAGGGAGGACUUGCUCCGACCAGUGUAACUCUGACGGCUGUUGGGGGUUCGAAGCAAGCCAGUGUAUCAAGUGCGCCAAUUGUGAGGCAACCACGCAUUACUCAGACAACAGGAACACUGACAACAGCCAGCAAGUUUCCGAGAAAUGUGUUGGGGCCUGUCCCAAGAAAUGUGCAGGGUUCCAAAAGAACCAGUUUGCAGGAUACAUGACGAUAAACGAGGCAAUCCUGAGAAACUUCACCAACUGCACCAUCAUAGAGGGGAGCCUGGUUAUCACAAAGCAGGCAUUUGAGGGGGACCUCUGGGCAGGUUUUGGCCCCAUGUCACCGUCGGAGCUGAGUGUGUUCAGCACAGUGGAGGAAAUAACAGGCUACCUGCAGAUCGAAGGACAACACAAAGACUUCACGGACCUCUCCAUGUUCCGCAACCUGAAGAUUAUACAGGGCAGGGAGCUCUACAAUCAAUACUCACUAGUCAUCUACCAAACGUCGCUGGAAAGCCUUGGCCUGACAUCUCUGCAGCAAGUGAACAACGGGAAGGUCAACAUCCGAAAGAACAGGGACUUGUGCUACAACGUGGACGAUGCCGUCUGGAACCGCAUCCUGAAAAACCCUGCAGAACAGGAGAGGCAGAUUAACAGGAACAAAAAGAAAACCAAGUGUGUUGCUGAAGGGAGGACUUGCUCCGACCAGUGUGAUUCUGACGGCUGUUGGGGGUUUGAAGCAAGCCAGUGUAUCAAGUGCGCCAAUUUUGAGCUGGACGGGACGUGUGUGGAAAGCUGCGAGGCAACCACACAUUACUCCGACAACAAGCAGUGCCGCCCCUGCGACCCUCAGUGUGACGGCAUGUGCAAUGGCCCGGGUUCCGACAAUUGUACCAGGUGUCUGAAUGUAAAGGAUGGUCCCUUCUGCAAGGAGAGGUGCCCACCCAUGAAAUACCCGGACAGAAACAACCAGUGCCAGCUGUGCCACGAGAGCUGUGUAGCCCCUGAUAGCAGGUAA